Molecule: messenger RNA, 1122 nt
Organism: Naumovozyma castellii
Lineage: Eukaryota; Fungi; Ascomycota; Saccharomycetes; Saccharomycetales; Saccharomycetaceae
Gene: SSP2
Product: Ssp2p
Exons: 1
Coding region: 1-1122 (373 amino acids)
Source: RefSeq, a predicted model, not a curated record
AUGGAGAAUCAUCCAACGAAGAAACCAAGUGUAAAGAUUCCCCAACGAGUCGAGAAAAUUAACAGAAAACCAAUCACAAAUCCUCCAAAGGGAAAAGCUGUUUCCUUAAAAAGUCUGUUUUUAAUUCCUUCAGAAAAAUCUAAAACUGCUGAACUGUUUGGAUUUCGAAGAUUUGCUAGAAGCUAUUUGAUACCAUCCUCAAAACAACGGGGGAGGGAUUUGACGAAUAAUCCCUAUGAUAGCAUUGCAAAAUUUAGUCCUUCCAAGAAAAGCUACUUUAACUGUAUUAGCGGUCUUCCACCAACAGAAAGAGAAGAGAUAAAUCAUGAAGAAAUAUAUAUUUCUUCGGUUUAUCCAAUUACCAAAGUGGAUAAAUUAGAGGUAAAAGGUGAGUUAUCAGAAUAUAAAAAUAUCAGUGGAGGACCAGAAAAGAUGUAUACUGAAGAUAAUGAUGGGGACAUUGAAAUGGUAUCUUCUAUUUCAUCUUAUCGAAAUUGGGAAAUAUUCUACGAUCGCCGAUCGGUUACAAUUGAAAACAUCCCCACAUAUACAGGUAUGUAUAGUAUACUCAACCAAAUAAGUGGAGGCCCUUUGGAGAAGUUUUGCUAUUAUAGAAAUGAAAAUUCAAGACAAGCAACAUAUACCAUGACGUUAAAUUUUCUGAGCAGCAAUAAUGCUCAGGAUUUUAUGAAGUUUGGGAAAACGAAUUUGUUUAAGGUGAACGGGUUUCAUCUACAACCAAAAUGGAGUAGUGUUGAAGGAAGUGUAUCUUCACAGACAAAUUCAGCAAAAAGUAAAUUAGCAAAAACAGGUUGCAUUUGCAGAUAUAUUAUCUUAAAGAGACAUUCAGGAAAAACAACUUGCACCAAAGUACCAAUUUUGGAAUAUGUCGACAUUCAAGAAAUCAGAAAAGAUUUUGGUUGUUAUGGAGGAAUUGUAGAAAUAACACCAGUUAUUUCAAAAAAGGUUUGCCUCAGUAUUGGUUACUAUGACAUCUACAGUGCUGUAAGAGCAAUGGUGGCUUAUGAAAAUUCAAGUACAGAUCUACAUAAAAAAUAUUUCCAAAGUUGGACUUUAUGGUACGGAAAUGAUAUUUCAGAACGACCAUGUCUUGAAAUAUAA